AUGUUGGACAACAACUUCUUUGACAAUUUGAAGGACAUUGUGUUUAUGGGCGGAACCAUUGACUUCGGCGGUAAUAUCGGUCCUCUAAAAGAGUAUAAUAUAUUGUGUGAUCCCGAGGCCUGUCAUAUAGUGCUGUCCAACGCAAAGUGUCCCAUCAUUGGUAUACCAGUAGAAUGUUGUGAUAGUAAUCGCUUAACCUGGGUCAGAUAUGUUUUUCAAACCUAA
Molecule: messenger RNA, 225 nt
Organism: Medioppia subpectinata
Lineage: Eukaryota; Metazoa; Arthropoda; Arachnida; Sarcoptiformes; Oppiidae
Source: the annotation of a GenBank genome assembly